GAAGUGAAACUUACCUAAGCUUAAUGAAAUCUGGACUGAUCCACCAACCAGUAACAUUCAAGAAUGCAUGCCAUUGAUAUGUAUUUGGUGACUUGGUGAACUUCAGUGGAGCUUUGGAACUGGAACUUGUUUACCUCAGCUGCCAAGUCGAAGGUACAGGCGACUUGACAGCUUGAACAUCAAAGCCAAGGUGACCCUUAUUAAGAACGAUAUCAAAUACCAACACGGCUUUCCUUGGUCGAGUCUCGAGCUUUAUACUCUUCACAAGCUAUCUCUUUAGUUAUAUCCUCUGCUCAAGAUGGCGCAAGUAAUAUCCAACUCUGGCCACGAUGACAUGAUUCAUGAUGCUGUCCUCGAUUACUAUGGCCGACGGCUUGCAACAUGUUCCUCGGACAAGACGAUCAAGAUAUUCGAGAUCGAAGGCGAAACUCAACGGCUGACAGAGACAUUAAAAGGUCACGAAGGCGCGGUGUGGUGUGUUUCGUGGGCGCACCCCAAGUACGGCAACAUCCUCGCCUCGGCAGGCUACGACGGCAAGGUUUUUAUCUGGCGCGAACAAUCGAACCAAUGGCAAAGAAUCUUCGACUUUGCUCUACACAAGGCCUCGGUGAACAUGGUCGCAUGGUCACCGCACGAAUCGGGCUGUCUUCUGGCGUGCGCGUCAUCCGACGGAAACGUGUCCGUCCUCGAGUUUAAGGACAACAACUUCUCCCACGUUUCGUUCCCGGCGCACGGCCUUGGCGUUAACUCUGUUUCCUGGGCACCUUCCACAACGGCUGGUAGCAUAGUCUCUUCUGCACCUCCAGGCCUGGGUGCUCUUGGCCAACGCCGUUUCGUCACGGGAGGCUGCGACAACGUGCUUAAGCUGUGGGCCUACGACCCUGCGACGCAAGGAUACAAGCAGGAGAGGGAGCCAUUGGCAGGGCACACAGAUUGGGUACGAGAUGUGGCAUGGAGCCCGACGGUGCUACAGAAGAGCUAUAUUGCAUCGGCAUCACAAGAUAAGACGGUACGAAUCUGGACGAGCGAUAGCGCUAGCCAGGGUCAGUGGUCCUCUAAGGUCUUAAACUUUGACGCAGAGGUGUGGCGCGUCAGCUGGAGCCUCAGCGGGAACGUAUUGGCCGUUAGCGGCGGCGACAAUAAAGUUUCGUUAUGGAAGGAGAACUUGCGAGGCGAAUGGGAAUGCGUCAAGACGAUGGAGGAAUGAGGACCAAGGCCUAGCGGAUGAAGGUAUCGAUUACGGGGACGGGUCGAGGAUGAUUGUCAUGAAGCCCGGCGUUCAUGUGUAGAAGAGGCAUUGGGUUGACAGGACUAUUAGUCACUAAAAAGCAGGGUUACUUGCCUCCUGCGGUGGCCCUAAAACUUAGGAAAUAAACAUGAUAUCUUAUAGUAGCCGUGGAGAUGGUAAUACGAGUUUAUUUCACGGUUGUGA
Messenger RNA from Daldinia vernicosa, 1432 nucleotides. Its product is annotated as WD40 repeat-like protein. Gene Ontology annotation, cellular component: COPII vesicle coat; nuclear pore outer ring. Lineage: Eukaryota; Fungi; Ascomycota; Sordariomycetes; Xylariales; Hypoxylaceae. The record is from RefSeq and is a predicted model, not a curated record. Gene Ontology annotation, molecular function: structural molecule activity; protein binding. The coding region runs from base 299 to 1207 and encodes 302 amino acids. Gene Ontology annotation, biological process: positive regulation of TOR signaling; COPII-coated vesicle budding; protein import into nucleus. The transcript is spliced from 4 exons.